Molecule: messenger RNA, 375 nt
Organism: Symbiodinium sp. CCMP2592
Lineage: Eukaryota; Dinophyceae; Suessiales; Symbiodiniaceae
Source: the annotation of a GenBank genome assembly
AUGCUGCUCAUGAACAUUUGGUCACUGAAUCCUUCAGUGGUGGGGUUGCUUGGGAUCGAUCGCAAUGCUGACGAGGCUCCAAUCAAUGAAGAAGGCUUACAGGAGGCCAUGAAGCAUCACCCUGUCCGUCGUGGUGACGAAGCUCAGUUCAAAGACAUCUCCAAAGCAUACGAGGUCGUGUCCGACCUUCAGAAGUGUCAAAUCUAUGACGCUUACGGCGAAGAAGGACUGAAAAAGGUGCUGGUGCAGAUGCAGGAGCGGGAUAGCACAAACUACCCGCAGCUGGGCUUCGUCUGCGGCAUCGAGCGGCAAACGCCGGACGACGAAACUGGCCAGCCGGAUCAGUUCACGAAGGCCGGCAGCACAAAUAGUUGA